This is a messenger RNA of Phoenix dactylifera (date palm), 645 nucleotides long. Its product is annotated as acyl-CoA-binding protein. Lineage: Eukaryota; Viridiplantae; Streptophyta; Magnoliopsida; Arecales; Arecaceae. The record is from RefSeq and is a predicted model, not a curated record. Gene Ontology annotation, biological process: fatty acid metabolic process. Gene Ontology annotation, molecular function: fatty-acyl-CoA binding.
CGUGUAUGUAAACGAAGCCAAUGCCUCUCCCCGACUGGCCAUCGUUGCUCCCGAGGAUCUCAAGCAGAAAGGAGAGAGAGAAAAGAAGGAAACGGUGAGAAAUGGGUCUCAAGGAAGAAUUUGAAGAAUAUGCUGAGAAAGCUAAAACUCUCCCUGAAAAUAUUACCAAUGAGAACAAAUUAAUCCUGUAUGGGCUUUACAAGCAAGCAACUGUUGGACCAGUGAAUACCAGCCGACCUGGCAUUUUUAAUAUGAAGGAUAGGGCCAAGUGGGAUGCUUGGAAGGCUGUCGAAGGGAAAUCAAAGGAGGAAGCCAUGAGUGACUACAUCACCAAGGUGAAGCAAUUGCAGGAAGAGGCUGCUGCCUCUUCCUGAACCAGUCUCUGAUGCUGCCUGAGGAAAUGGCCUCUACCUGCUCUCCUCUGUGGUAUCAGCUAGACCAGUGGGGUAUCUAGUUUGAAGUUUGAAUCAUGCAAUGGAUGUUAUGUAUUAGCCUAUGUGAAUUCAUUUUCUAUCACGAACAAUGAAUAAUGCUUCCUAAUCUUGCUAUCUAUGUUCUACACUAGCACUGCAUUGCUUUUCUGCUUGAUAUGUCUCCGCUUAUUUGUGAGCUUAGUGAAAAAUUUCUUCCACUUAGUUUCAGAAA